Messenger RNA from Nothobranchius furzeri (turquoise killifish), 11374 nucleotides. It is a transcript of the gene stard9, whose product is annotated as StAR-related lipid transfer (START) domain containing 9. Gene Ontology annotation, molecular function: lipid binding; microtubule motor activity; ATP binding. Lineage: Eukaryota; Metazoa; Chordata; Actinopteri; Cyprinodontiformes; Nothobranchiidae. The record is from RefSeq and is a predicted model, not a curated record. Gene Ontology annotation, biological process: microtubule-based movement.
CCCUCCUCCAGCCCUUGUCCGCUCCGCGAGGAAGUGUCCGAAGAGUUUGAGAAAGUCGGCGCGCGCCCUCCGAACCACACCCGAAGAUGUCCGAGCAGCUUUAUCCUCCUUUUACCGAAAUAGUAACACCUCAAUCAUUAUGUUGACGGACAAAACGUGACUUUAUACCGACUCUGGACCUCUGGGUUCUCUAAAACCUCAUUAAGAACAUGGCAAAUGUUAAAGUUGCCGUUCGGGUGCGACCUCCGAGCGCGAGGGAGAGCACCGAUGGAGGAAGGAUAGCAGUUCAGGUGGAGGAUAAGUUUGUGCGAAUCCAAAAUGUGAAGUUGGAUGGAUGUACGGAGGGAUCUGUGGAUUCCAGGGAGAAGCUCCUGGAGUUUUGUUUUGAUUACUGCUACUGGUCUGUGGACCCGGCAGACCCUCACUACGCUGCACAGGAGGAGGUGUUCCAGGACUUGGGUGUGUCUGUGCUGUCUGGAGCGUCUGAAGGCUAUAAUGUGUGUCUGUUUGCUUAUGGCCAAACAGGAUCUGGAAAGACGUACACCAUGAUGGGAACACCGGACUCCAUUGGCUUGACUCCUCGUAUUUGUCAGGGUCUCUUUCGUGCUGAAGACACUUUUAGUACUGGCCAAAACUCAAGCAGAGUGGAAAUCAGCUUCUUGGAGAUUUAUAACGAGCGUGUGAGAGACCUGCUCAAGAAAGGAGAGCAGAAAAACCGAGUUUCCUUAAGAAUCAGAGAACAUCCUGAGAAAGGUCCCUACGUACAAGAGCUUUCUCAGCAUGUGGUCUCAGACAGCAAACAGGCCAUGGAGCUUCUAGAGGAAGGAAUUGCUAACCGGAUGACGGCAGCGACCCACAACCACGGCGCCAGUAGUAGAUCCCACGCCAUCUUUACCAUCCAGUACACACAGGCAGUCCUAGAAAAUAACCUUCCUUCAGAAACUGUCAGCAAGAUUAACCUGGUGGACUUAGCUGGGAGUGAGAGAGCAGAUCCCAACUACUGCAGGGACAGACUGACAGAAGGCUCCAACAUCAACAAGUCACUGGUUACCUUGGGAAUUGUCAUUUCAGCUCUCGCCCAGAACUCCCAGAUGUCCAGCAGCUGUCAGAGUAUCAACAGUGUGGCCUCCGAGGGUGACGGGAGCACGUUGGGAAGCCACAGCAGCUCCCUGUCAGGAGGAGGAGGCGGCGGGCGAAGGCACUGCUUCAUUCCUUACAGAGAUUCGGUUCUGACCUGGCUGUUGAAGGACAGUCUGGGUGGAAACUCCAAAACCAUCAUGAUUGCAACGGUUUCCCCCUCUGCUCACAGCUACAACGAGACCCUAAGCACCCUGCGCUACGCCGCUCAUGCCAGAAACAUUGUCAACAGGCCUCGGGUUAACGAGGAUGCAAACGUUCGUCUCAUCAGAGAACUGAGAGAAGAGAUUGACAGACUGAAGAGCAUGCUGCUCGGCUUUGAAAUGCAGCGUAACCUCAGUCCGUCCCUGAGUGAUGAGAGGGACGGAAGUCUUUCUGAAAUCGUGCUACAGAACGAAUUAAAGGUGGAACAGCUGACGAAGGACUGGUCAGACAGCUGGAGAGACAAGAAGGAGCUGCUAGAGCAGUAUAGUGUGGACAUCAACAGAGACCAGGCUGGUUUCCUCGUCAGUUCGCUUCAGCCACACCUGGUUUCUCUGGACAGAGACGUUCUCAGCACUGGGGUCGUCUUUUAUCACCUCAGGGAAGGAAUCACUCACAUCGGACCUCCAGAUCAAUUUGAAGAACCCCAUAGAGUCCUGCCGGGCAGAGCCAGAUGUGAGAUUGAAAACCACGGGGGUGUGGUAACGCUCAGACCGCUGCCGGGCUGCGUCUGCCUGCUCAACGACAGAGAGGUCACUGAGCCCUGCAGGCUGGCUCAAGGAACAGUCGUCACCUUGGGAGGCGUGCAUAAGUUCUGCUUCAACCACCCGGCAGAGGCGGCCAUCCUUCGGGAGCGCAGGCGGGUCAGUGAAGGAGGCACCUACGUGGAUCUUUGCCCCCGGACUCCUGCCGAUAAUGCUGAAGAAGCGACGCUGCCGCUGCAGCUGGGCACCUGCCUCGCUCCCACUGAGGAGUCUACAGCCAGGCAGCGCGUAGAGGAGCAGAAACGCUAUGUGGAGAGUCUACGGCAGGAGAUUCAGGCUGAGCAGAAACGAGCAGAAAGAGACCUGGAAAAAGAGCAGGACCACCUCCAACAGCAGCACGCCGAGUUCCAAAUGUGGAUUUUGCAAGAGAAACGUUGCCUGAAAACAGCAGAGCAGAGACUCACACAGGACUCUGGAGUUCAAGCAAACCUCCUCCCUGCUCCUCUUCUGGAAAAGCUCACUGGCCAUCGGAAGGAUCUUAGCUUGGAUUAUCCAUCCCAAGUGGUGAGGGUCAGGAAGAAAACGGUCCAGGAUGAGCUGCUAAAGCAUCACUCCCUCAGACGUGCCAAGAGCCGCCUCCGCCGCAAAAAGCUCCUCUACCAGCUGAAGAAAAUUGCCAACAAGCAGCAUCUGCUGGACGCUAAGUGGAGGUUACAGCAGCUGGAAAAGUCUCUUCCCUCAGGACUGGACAGUCAGGAGAUUCCUGAGAUGGAGACGCCGUUAAAACCCAAAGAAAAAAAAUGUGUUCCCCGAAGGCAUUCGUUUUCAGCAGAUAUUUUGUCUCGUCUCUACCCUCAGCACACACCAAUCUUCAGACACUUCCUCAGGAGAAACAAAUCCACCGAGCGGCCUUUAAAUACAUUCACAGCGUCUGAGUCUGUUGACGGCAGGAAGUGGGUUUCAGAUGAAUGUCUUCCUCGAGGAAGAACCCAAAGUUGUUCCAGCUCUGUCUUCUCUGGAAAACAUCAGUUUGGUCCAAAUCAAGUAAGCAUCUCUGAAAGUUUCAGACAAACCUCCAACGAAGAACCACAAGCUGAGCCAUGUCUGGGACAGUCGGAGAGAAAACCUCUGCUGCCAAAACGAGAUGUGUCUUUUAAGAACAGUCCGGACCAGAAGACAGCGCUAACACUGAAAUCACCUCCUAACUCUAAUUCAUUGCUACCAGUGAGCAAGGAAAAUAUACGAAUCUCUAAUACAGACAGAUUUGGAUCUGAGAAGAACUCUUUUCCAAAUGAUCAGAGCUCUGAUCAGAACUCUGGUUGCACAGAUAAAGACAGGCUGGAGAUCAUCAGUAAAGCUUUGUCUCAUUCUGUGGGACCCAGAUUAAAAACAGCUCUGUCCAACGUUUUCAGGAAACCCUCCUCAGGUGUGAAGGGAGGACGAGUCCUUAAGCCUCUCAGCAGGAUAGCAAAUAAAUUCUACUGGAGACAAAGAGGAGACAAGAACCUAAGGACCAAUCAAAGCGAAGGCAUCAUUAAAACAGCCAUUUCAUGUGAGGAGCUUGAUCAGAGGACUCCGGUUGAGAACCAAGGACAGAGGCGGUGGCACAGCACAGAAGCUCUGAUGAACAAGAACAGUGGACCGAUGGCUCACCAGCAGAGACUGGUUCGAUGGGUCGAAGAGUGGGGAGAAAGAGAUGAAGGGACAUCAGACUGUGAGAGUCUUUUCUCCCUCGACUCCCUGUCCUCUGCUUAUGCAACAGCCUUAGCAGAGCAGCUGAGAUACGAGGAAACAAGCGAAGCAGAAAGCGAAGACAGUGAACUGUCUAAAGAUUCCUUAACUAUGGAGAUCAGUGGAAAAUUUACGACAGUGAGGAGAUGUAAACAAACAGUGGUACCAACUUAUUCCCUGGUGAGAGAUUCUGCAGCACAGCCUGGAUUUCUGAAACCACCUGGAACCCCAACAGAAGCCUCCUCAGAUCCAACAAGGACAUCUCUUUCUCAAUCCUCCAUAGCUGCUGAUUCCAGGGGAAGAGAUGCUGUGGAUAAAAUAACAAACGACUUCAGGAAUAUGCCGUACAUUUUAUCCAACAGCCCAUGCUCUCUAAUCAGCUGCAGUGUGAGGGAAGAUUUGCAGGUAGUCACUGACACCUGGUCCUACGCUGAUACUGCUGAAAGUCCAAGGAUUGUCAGGAACUCUCCGCUUUUACAGAAACAAAUAACUCCCAGUCCUUUUGGGACAAAACUCUCAGACUCACUGAGUGGAUCUAAAACAUCCAUACACGCUAGCUCUGCGAUGAUUAAUGUCAAAACACUGGAGAAUGUCCUUGAACUGUCAAGAGAGUCUCAGGAUCGUCCAACUUCAGAUUUAUUGAUCUCAAAAACCCACAAAAAUGUAGGAUGUUUUAUAGAACAGUCGCAAGAUAUUCAAGUUACAGAUUCAAGGAGUUCAAGCUGCGGCACAAGCUCACCUGAGUCUUCACACCAAACUACAGAAGAAACAUCGGGUCAAUCUCACGUGUCUGCGGCUGGACUUGGUGUGGUGGCUGCCAACAUGACAAUGUCCUCGAUGUUCUCUGACAUGCGUAGCUCAAGUUUUCCAGCAGCUGUGCAUUUCUAUACAAGUUCAUCUAAUUACGGGGGAGUGCUGGAUGAGAUUAAGCCUUCAGCCAAAGCAGCCCCAGACACUGAUGGGACAAAUGUUACAGAUGUGCAACAAAGUUUUUUUAAGAAAGCAGAAGAUUUAACAGGUAAACGGACUGAAACCAAAAGCACCGAGCUGCCUGUUGCCUUGCAACAGGAUGUUGUGAAGUCGACUUGUAAAAAUUCCAGAAAAAGGAACAAAGACCAACAAAUUGCUUUUAUUGGAGGCCUGAAAAUUCCAAAACGGAGCGACGACGGGGAGUUGGAAACUUUCUCCUUCACACCGGGUGACAUUUUGGGUGGUAUUUGCCCGAGGCACCAUAAAAACAGCAGGGACUUUAAAGGAGAACGAUCUUUUGUGGAACACGACGACCGAGAUUGUGUUUGUAAUCAUGGCAAUGCUAGACAAGAUACCGCAGCUUCAGAUGUGCUUCCAUUUACUAAUAUCAAGAACAGAGAACAGGAGCCAAAUGGUCAGAUCUCUGAGUGUUUCCUAAAACACAGAGACAAGCGUUCACAGUGUGAUGCCACGGUAGGAAAUAAUGAGCACGUCGAAAAGGGGGAUGUAACACACAAGGAAGUUUUGGAAGAUACAGAAAAAGGAGAAUGUCAAACGGGUAGCUGCAAAAGUGCCAAACACUUAAGCAAAUCAGACGCCAUUUGUAGCGCAAUUGAUCUGAGAAUCUCUGAAGUGGUAAAAGAACACAUGCAACUGUCAGUGACUGGCAGAGAUGGAGCCCGAAACAGCAGGAGUCAAAGUCUGAACACACUGUCAUCAUAUGUGCUUCAUUGCUGCUCUGAUCGUGAUGAACGUAGAUGGACAGGAGAGCAGCUGAGGGAUGAAAAAGGCAACGAUGUGAAAGAAAUCCAGAACUUCUGCGGAGAUCUUUCAGUGGAGACGGGGCUGAGCAAAAAUGUGUUAACUAUGAAUGAGCACCUGACAAGCAAACUGAAUACUGGACACAAAUGUUUUGACUCUCAAGAAAAUACAAAUGAAGAUCAACAAAGUGUUGCAUCCACCUGUAAUCUGGUCAUGAGAGAUCAAGUGGACAACCAGAUCCGAUCAGAUGGCCCUGGUUGUAAUGCUGACCUCGUUUGUCAAUUUCAGACCAAACACACAGGUACAAAACCUCAGAAACUAAACCAAGAAACAUCUUCCACCAUGAUUACUGCUUUAGAGGAUUUUCAUCCUACAGCUACACCUAAUAACAAUUCAUCCAAUCAAAAUCCACCAAAGAUCUUUCAGCAUUUCCAAAACAGCCAUGAAAUCUCCGGGCUCAAUAAUUUACCAGCUGAUGUGAUAUCGCUAGACAAAUAUAACCACAUCCAGAUUACUCUUAAUCCUGUCCAUGAAGGAAACGAUGAGAUGUUUCAUAAAUCAGGGGCUAGACCAUCUUUCAUAAUUCAGGAACAACUCAGCCGUUCACAUUCAGAGACCUUGGCUCAGACUUCUCUCUUCAACAUGAACCACAAAGAAAAAUGUAAAAAUCCAUCCAGUUCCCCACGAAGCUUCAACCAGCACCAUCAAGUGGACAGCAAUGAAGCUUUUGAAUUAAAAAAUGCUGGGUUAGAAAAUCCACACGUAUCUGCUGAAGAACUCUUAAUGCCUGAAGAACGCAGACUUAUUAAAACGAGCUGUUGUCAUUCUGUAAUGAUGUCUAAAGAGGCCGCGAUGAAUAAAGCUGGAGCUAUGUUAGGGAAUUCUGCAGUCAAUAAAAAAAUCAAGAGGUUCAGGAAGUCUAACAUCAAAACCUGUCCCACUUCUUCCUCUGACUCGUCUCUCAAGUCAUCCGAUGAGGAAGAUGUGGAGAAACUGGGAGCUAGAAUGCAUCACAGCAGGCUAACCUCUAAAUGGGUUAAGCUGGGUGCAGAGAAUGAUGUCAGUCAGACUCGUGAUGAGGAAAGGUCUGCUCCAGUGUCUGCAGUCAAAUCUAAAUUGAAGGUUCAUAAUAGAAACAGAGGUACAUCUAAUAAUGAGUACUCCUCUGAAAGGAACCCUUCACCCCCUCAAGCGGCUUCAUGGCAAACGGUAGCAGAAAAAUUCAGCCUCUGUGGAAAUAAACGUGAAGGAAGCCAUUUAAACUGUCAAGACUCCCCCAUUCAUUUUGAUUCCAGUGACAUCAACCCAUUCGUCCAUCAGUGGCAGUGUGAUGACUCAAACCAGCACUGCUACAGGAACCCGGCUUUCGGAAGCGCUGCCGAUCUGUCCUCUACAUCUCCGCUUUUAAACGGCUCGGAAAAACAAAUGACAAGGUGCUGCAGCGCAGAAAAUGGUUUAAAUGGACAGAAUUCCCCUUUCAACUCCCACCUGAGUGCCCACGCAACCAACAAGGGGCUCUCCAGCACGCUUAGCAGCAUCGAGGAUUGCAAGGGAAAAGCUAACUCGCAGCGCAGUAGCUUAGCCGGUCAGACUCUAAACAGCAGUUGCUCCGGUAACGAUGUUCCUGGUGGUUUUAGUAACAACUCCAGUCAGGUGGACGAAAUCAUGCUUGUUUGUUCAUCUGAGCAAGAGUCAACGAUAAAAGCACAGAGGUGGAGGACGCAUGAACUCGGCACUCAAACUGAAUGUCAGCUUGAGAUGGUGUGCUGCAGAAGCAACGGUAGUGCUUUCAAAAGUAAAGAUCACCACAAACGGAGCAAAACGGACGUUCCAUCAUCUCGGAGAGGCAAAGUGGAUGUUAAACAAUCUCCAACGUGGGCCAGUAUGGAAAACAUGUCGGCUCACAUCACCAAGUUGAUCGACAGCACUUCAGACCUGCUAGGGGACGUCCAGGGGAUGAGGACGGGUGAAGUCAACAAGACCAGUUCAAGGAGCAUCAGCUGGUCUGAGAACAGCCCCUCUACCAGAUGGGACCGCUCCACUCACACAACCUUAGAUGUUGGGAUUCAGACAGAGUUUGCAGCUGCGCCAGCAGUCAGAGAGCGAUCCAAUUCUCAUGAAAUCAACGUGGUAGUGAAAGUGAUCGGUUCUGAGCAGAAUACACACUGUGUGAAGCAUAAAUGUGCAAGAAUUAAGAGCACACCUGACCUGAGAUUGAACAAGUCUGCUCCUUCGCACUCAGAUCCCGACCCAAUCAGAUCACCCUGGACAAAAGGUGCAGCUGAUUGUCACAGACGAGUAAAAUCUGCCUCAUCUCGAUUCUCAAAGCUCAGCAAUCCCGAGUCUCCGAGCUGGAGAAGUGCUGCCAUAUCCGAAAUCCAAAAUAGAUCACCAAAAAAGUACUGCCAAGGUAAUCACAGCCCUUCUUCAUCAAAACAUUCUUCUGCUCUGUGCACAAAAACAGCUACCUACACAGACCGUGCAUCAUCUCCCAUUGUUACCGUGGGAACACGUUUCAGACAGAGAGGGAAACAAUCACACUGUCAUCCAGAAUGCAAGAGUCAAAAAAUAACCCAUCCCUCAGAGGACGGAAGCCUUACAGUUCCCUCUGUUUCAGGUGCCAUUCAAAGUCCCAGACAGGACUGUGAGGUUUCCUCCAAUAAAUCAGAAACUGUAUCUCUGGAGAGGGUGAGUGAAGUGAGCUGCUCCAGUCCUCCAGAAUCAGAAAAGAGCCUUUCAAGCCCCAGAUUAUCACUGGAUAAAUAUGCAGAUGCUGAAAAGAGAAGCAUGUGCUUCAAAGAUGAGUGCAGCCACCGGUGCAGCUCCAAACAGCAGGUAACGCCCCAACAGUGGAGCACCGCUAUUUCUCCCACACCAAGUCCGAGCGGUGUGCAGGAACAGAAGAAAUCCAGCUUCACAGCUGGCUCCGGGGACUUUUGCUUUGAGGAUGACCUGGAAUCACCAAGUGAGUGCAGCACAGAAGUCCUUGUAAACGCUAAACCUUCCACUUGUGUGUCUCCUCAUGAGGACAGUCAGAAAGUCCCAGAAGACCUGCCCAUGCACGAUAAGUUCACCAACUGGUCAGGAGUCCGCCACCACCAUCAUCAACGGUCAAAACACCCAAACAAACAGACGUUACUUCCACGUUUUGACCACAGAAACUGUCCUGAGUGGGGUGAGACGGAGAGCUCUGGUUUAAACAUGGAGGCCGUGGCUCAGAGGGACAGAAGAGCAACAGAGAUAAUGAAGCUACGUCAGGAGAGGGAGCGGGUGAUGGCAACUGUCAGCCUCAAUCCCAGCCUGAUGCCUUUGACUGUGGAGCUAAAGGAGGCAAAGGUCCAUUAUGGGCUGGGAGAGACGGAUGCUCUGCUGAAGAUUCCCUCCCCGCGGUCCAAAGAGGAGCGGCAGCAACGGACCUCAGCUCCUACCAACCAGCAGCUGUAUGACAGACAUCGUCUGAGCAUCGAGGGUCUGAGGCAGGACAGGAAAGAGCGCCUCCAGAUGUAUCGGAGAGCUCGCAGUCUGAGUCCCAGCAAAAAUCCACAUUCCCUUCCUCAAGAAACCGAUUCUUCCCCUAAGGUCUUUACAGCUAUUCCCACUCAGUGCAAGAAGUACCUUCAACAGCUUCGCCAGGAGGUGAUAGACAACACCAGAUUACAGGAGCCAUGUAGAGGAGAGAGUCCGUAUCCGUCUGACAUUGAACAGCUGCUGCGGGAUUACGGCCGAGCUCGGGAAGAAGCCAGGACGGAGAUCGCAAAAGCAAGAGAACGACUGAGAGAGAGGACAGAGCUGGAGAAAAGGAGGCUGCAGCAACUUGCUCUGUCCCAGGAAAUCAAGGAUGACCUGAAGCAUCGGACAAGAAUCAGCAACAGCACGUUGUGCACAGGGUCCAGUUUGAGUCUGUCCUCUGGACCAACAUCUGGAUACAACAGCAGCCACACACCUCAGCUGCAGCAGUUCACCAAACCUGCCGUAAACCGAAAGAUCACAGGGAUCCAAGAAGAAAAGGCGCUUAGGGCACGCCCAGCUACACGUGACUCGGUGAAAACAAAGCUAACGUGGCGGUCAGCUCAAGAUGUCGACCUCGAACCUCCUGUUGGUGACUUUGAGCCACUGAUGGCUUCCUCUCCAUCACCGCCAGUAUUCGGACGCAAACGCACUGCAUCCUUUGCCUCCGCCUCUUCUGUAACAGCAACCUAUCAGGACAUUACAUCUAGUCUCAUCAAUCAGGUUCUGGCUGAGGUCAGAUCGGCCUCUUUCGGGAAUUUGGGUAAUCUGCUGACGGGCAAAGCCACAGGAGAGUGGAAAUACCAAGGUGAGGAACGAGGAAUUCAGGUGUUCUACAAGCCUUCCUCCAGCCCGUCUGUUCACAGUUUUCUGGGGAUUGGGGAACUGGACCGACCCCUGGAUGGUCUGUGGAAUAUAAUCUGCCAGAUGUCCAAAAGCCACCUGUAUAAUCCGUCUGUCCGCUCCAUGUGGACACGACCACUAGAUGACAGCACUCAGCUGGUUUACAUCCUAACAGAUCCAUCCGCCUGUCACCUCAGCCAGCCACGAGACUUCUGCUGCAUCAGCACCGAGUCCAAGCAGGGUGGCCUAAGCGUGCUGGCAAUGCAGUCUGUGUUUGAGGAGUCUCUGCCCAGACCCAGUGUCGACGCCAUCCGAGGGGAGAUGAUGCCCAGCUGCUGGAUCCUGCAGCCAGUCAGACGUCGUGGACAAGAGCUCACUAGGGUCACCUACCUGCUACAGGUGGACCUUGGGACUCCGUCGUUUCCUCCUCGUCUCCUCAACACUGUUGCCAAGAGACAGGCAGCUGUCAUUGCUGAUCUUGACGUCUUCUUCUCAUCACAAAUGAACAAAACACACUAAUGCACGUUAGCAGUGAGCACUCAGACCAAAACCCCUUCAGCCUGGAGUCAGCCGGUCUUUUAAAUUUACACCUAAAUCUUGUUUACUUGACAUUUUUUAUUUUAUUUUAGAGGCACUGUUAGGUUCAUUUCCCUACUAAAUGUUGUAGCAGCUUUUUUCUAUGAAGCAUUUUUUAGAUAAAAUAUUUAUAUAUUUUUUAUAUUUGUAUAUGAAGGCUUAAAAAAAAAAAGAAAUCUAUUUGACCAAAGAUUCAUCAAAAUGUUUAGACACAAACUUUCCAUGUUGCAAUACUUUUUUUUAGCUUUUCCAGGGUUCACGAGACUUUUAUUAGUCUAUUAAAGAAAAUUGGAGAUAAUAGUGCCUUAAAUUUACAAUUUAUCCAGUGUUUUAAACCCACAAGCCGGUUCUUUUCUUGUUUUAUUGCACCAACACCAAGUUUUUACUUUUUCAAGAUAAAAAAAUGUACUUCAUUUCUACCCAGAGCAGUUAUUUAUUCACAAACUGAUUCGUUCUGUUUCUAUGAGCAAUGUAGAUUUGACCAGAAAUGACUUUAAUUAGCUGAAAAUGUCUUUCUGUAGUUCACUAGCAACAAAAGCUAAGACCUGCACGAGAAAGUAGCUUCAUGUAGUUAAAAACUGCACUUGAAUGUGUUUAUUUUUGUGAGUACUACCAAUGCCACCCUGAAGAACUAGUUAGCUGUGAAACAGAAGAAAAGUCACGUUUUUGGAUGGAGCAAACUAAAAGAGUCAAAUCAAUGUUUGUAGUUUUCCAUUCGCAUUUUCUUCCGUUCUGGUUUAGAAAUACCGUUUUUAGCAGUUGUAGUGAUGUUGUAACGGUUGGUGCUGGGUUUGCAGCUGCUUGCACAUGACUUUUUAUGCUAAUUGUUUGUGUUGCAUUGCUUUGUUUGUACGUUAUUUAAUUCUAUGCAGACGCUGAUCAGAGAUGGGAGUUCUUCGUCAUGAAGCCAUAUUAGUUAUUGUGAGGUUCAGGAAGCUUAGGCUCAGUUUCAGAGCAACCAAAGAAGGAAAAGUGAAGCAAAAAAUAAAAAAUCAGUUUUUGUACAAAAAUAUCUAUUUUGAUCUAUACAAUUUGAAAUAUGUUGUUCCACUUGUUAUUUAUGGUGUGUUGCACAGGUGUUUUGUUAUACGUGUGAUGCGUCCUGUGGUUAAUCAUUUGUUCUGUUUUUUAAUGAAAACAAUAAAUACAGUAGUUGUAAACAA